AUGAAUGUCGAUUCCAGAUUUUUUGCUGAAAGAAAAUGGGCCUAUAAAGGAGAAGGCAACGCUCAUGUAGUAUUAGCUUCUCAUGAUGGUUUUGUUGUACGACUACUCAAAAAUCGUAGAGAUGGUCAGAUUAGCAGACGUUCCCAAGAUGCAGUGAAAUAUUAUAACAUCGUUGGACCACAGUUCAUCGAUCCUUCAUACUUGCCAGAAAUGAGAUUAGUUACUGUUCCUAAAGAUUUCUUUGGAGUUGUUGAAGACGUUUGUCGAAAGCAGCGGCCAGAUUAUCGACUGGAUACAAACAUCGCUAUGAAUGCAACAGCAACGGUAAUGCCCGAUGUAUGCUUCGUUAGAGAACGUAGUAGAAUAUCCGAGGUAAAGAAACUAGGAAAUGUUGCUCAAAUGAAAGAUAAAACAAUCCCAACAUUUUGCGUUGAAAUAAAAGAUGGUAUUCUAAUUUAUGAAGAUAACUCUGCUUAUGAAAGUUUGGAUACCAUUUUGCACGAAUGGUUCUCAAAUUCUAAGAAUUCUUGUAAAAAUCUAGGAGCAACUACCGAAAAUUUUAGAGAAAUUAUAGCAAGAAUUUUAGUUAGUGAUCAGGCUUGCGGCACCAUCGAUAUUAAUGGAAAACAAUCAGUAAACUCCAACUGCAUUCUGAAUCAAAUACUAUGUGCUCAGCGAUUGGGUGAAACAGAUAUCGAAGAUAUUUAUCCCCUGUUCUUAAAACUGGAACAUGAAAUGACGAAAAGCAAAACGGUCGCAGAAGCUAUGCAGCAACUAGAGUGUUUUGACUCCGCAUCAUGGAAAUACCUUAAUGUUUUUAUUGAUGAAUUAGUUGAGUGCAAUCGAUCAAAAAGCUUGUACGACAUUCUGGGUAUUAGACGCGAUGCCAGCGACAAAGAAGUGAAACGAGCCUUUCGUAAAUUAGCUAUUAAGUACCAUCCAGAUAAAAAUAAAGACAAAGAUUCGGAAAAGAAAUUUAUUGAAAUUUCGAAAGCGUAUCAAAUUCUAUCCGAUAAAGGUAGGCGUCGGUAUUACGAUAGAUAUGGUACCGCUGAUGCACCCGUCCCAGGAGAAGGGUCUUAUCCAAGCCAGGAUGAGCCAUCAUUUCAGAAUUCAGCUGAAUUCCCUGACGUUGAUGGCUUUUCCGGAUCCAAAUAUACUUUCUUUGGAGAUCAAGAUAAAUAUUUUGAUGAUGAUCAAUUGCAUACCAAAGAUAAUUACAAUUACAAUCGCCGAGGAUGGAAACGAAAACAGUUUUUCUCGUUCGACGAUCUCUUGAACGACGAUCUCUUUGAGGAUAAAUUAUUUCAUGGCGAUGAAAGUAUUGGCGACUCGUUCUUCACUAACUUUAAGUCACGUUUCUCCGGUGGUCGCCAUUUCUUUAAUAUACAUGGUCCAUUUCAAGAUGACUUCUUUGGUAAUUCUGAAGCUGAUGCUAAGAAAAUACAUCCUGAUCGACGACAAGACCGCUUUACGGAAGAAUUCUCAAAUGACGAAUCAACUUGUAAAACUGUUACCAAGCGCAUUGGAAAUAUUGUCACAACCGAAACAUCAUGUUCGUGA
Trichoplax adhaerens is the source of this 1563-nucleotide messenger RNA. RefSeq lists its product as uncharacterized. The coding region runs from base 1 to 1563 and encodes 520 amino acids. NCBI's taxonomy places the organism in Eukaryota, Metazoa, Placozoa, Uniplacotomia, Trichoplacea, Trichoplacidae. Gene Ontology annotation, cellular component: endoplasmic reticulum. The record is from RefSeq and is a predicted model, not a curated record. Gene Ontology annotation, molecular function: inositol-1,3,4,5,6-pentakisphosphate 2-kinase activity; protein-folding chaperone binding; misfolded protein binding. The transcript has 13 exons.